GUGGGGGAGCUGGGGGAGAGAAUGAGGCUGUGAGUGGCUGGACUUGUUGUUGCUGCAGGAGAGGGACCCGCAUUCUUCAGCAUCAAAAGUUGCAGGGUUCUCUUCUCUGGCCUUUCUGAAACAUGGUGCAGCAAAGUAAGGCUGCGGACACUCCGAGCGGCGCGUCCAGGGAAGCGGCAGACAGCGGCAUCAGUGACAUGAGUGCAGCUUCCAGCCCGAAUCCCGGCUUCUCCCCGGCUCCUUCUGCCGAAUCUCUCUGGGCCAGCGGCUCUGCCAAAGGAGAGGAGGAGGCGAGCUGCAACCCCGACUGGUGCAAAACCCCGAGCGGGCACAUCAAGAGGCCCAUGAACGCCUUCAUGGUGUGGUCCCAGAUCGAGAGGAAAAAGAUCAUGGAGCAAGUGCCGGACAUGCACAACGCCGAGAUCUCCAAGCGCCUGGGCAAGAAGUGGAAAAUGCUGAAGGAGACCGAGAAGAGCCCGUUCAUCCGAGAGGCAGAGCGCCUGAGGCUCAAGCAUAUGGCGGAUUACCCCGAUUACAAAUACAGACCCAGGAAGAAGGUGAGGGCUGAGGCUGGAGCAGGAGUGGACGACAAGAGCUGCCGGAAGGAGACCAAGUCCUUCAAGAAACACAGCCGCCCCCAGAAGGGCAAGCUGCACCUGGAAAGGUCCAAAGCGAAGAAAGCGAAGAUGGUGCGGGCGGCGGCCGUGGCGGCGGCGGCUGCGGCGGACUCUCAGUCGGAAUCGGAGCCGGAGCUGGAUGCGGAUUGCCAGGAGAGUGAGGGUUCAGGGGCUGAGCUCUCAGCUUGUUACGGCAGGGACACCAGGCUGCCUUCCCCCGACCCGAAGCGGGCAGCUCAGCUGACGGCGGCCGUCUCGCUGUCCAGCCGUUCGGCCCCGGGCAGACCCCCGGAGGAGUCCGACCACGAGCUCCUACUCUUCGACUUGAGCUUGAAUGUGGCGGCGGGAGCCGAGCUGUUGGAGGCGAGUGCGACCGGAGCUGGAGGCGGCGGCUUGGUAUUGGACAAGGACAUGGAGCCGCUGACCAGCGGCUGCAGCCCCGUCUCUCACUUCGAGUUCCCCGAUUACGGGACCCCGGAGGUGCGGAAAAUGAUCUCAGGAGACUGGCUGGAGAUUGAGUCCAACAUUUCAUAUUAAGAAGGGCCGAAGGCACGGCGUCUCCCAGCGCUGAGGGAUACUGGAGAUUUACAAGGGACCGACUCACUCGAAUAUAUUGGAUGCAAAUCUUAGCUUGAGGGGGUUCCCUCCCCCUUUAUCUAAUCAACCCUUCCUCCGGCAAGUGGAGUCCCAUCUUUUCAGGGUGCUUUAGAGAAAGCGGCUAUCCGCCGAUUGAUAAAGAGCACAAUUAGUUACGGUAGUAAAGAAUUUCUUAAUUUUAGAGAUUGACUAAAACAAAAGGGAGACGCAUAUGAUUGAAUGUGAUGGGGAAGGGGAUGGGAGGUAAAAUCCCAAUUUGGACUCUGAAGGGGGUAGGGAUAACUAAAUCCGUCUCAUGCGGGGGGGUGGGGAGAGAGAGUGGAGGGAAUCAGAAAUAAAAAGUUCUUAAAAGGAAAGAAGUGAAAAUGACCCAGAAAUGUUCGUUCCACGCUGAACUGGAAAAAUAUGUGUAGGGUAACAAGGUUACAGCAGUAGUAUCAUGUGGUUUGUGGUGAUUAUGGAAAAGAGCGAUCAUCCUUUCAUUGUGGUUCUAGUUUUACGAGUUAGUGUCAUGUUGGUGAUUUUUAGCCCGUUUCCGCUACAAUUUAGGUUCAUUUCGGAGCGCCCUCAAUCCAGAUCAGAUGUGAAUUUACAUUGGGGAAGGGGAGAGUUGAGGGGGUUUAUAGUAUUGGCCUUGCCGUUAGCCUGUUUUAGAAAGAAACUAAUAAAGUAUUGAUUAUAAACUGAUUUUUUUUCUUAUGUAUUGAGGCGAGCUGGUUACAAAAUGAAAAAUGUGCAGGAUUUGCUACCUUCACUGAUACAAGCAGAAAGGGUUCGUUUUAAAAUGUGUCUAAACGGUUUGCGGAUUUACAAGGAGGAGGCUGGGUUAGUAAGGAGAUUACAAUAUGGAUACAAUUAAUGUGGAACUUUUAGUGAAAAUGUAGAUGAAGUUGAGGAAGAAAUAGAGUUUUAUUGUGCCAAUUUAUUACAGUGUAUCUAUUAUGACAGGGACGAUUCUGAAGAAAUUAAUAUGUUGUGGUGUUUCAGUACCUCAGUAAAUCUUAGUGGUAUUCUUUGAUAGAGCAGAUUGUGAUUGUCAGGGAGCUGAACGGUACACAACAUAGCUUUCUGUAUUCGUUUAAAGACGAACAUUAGGGAUCAUAUGUACUGUAGUCGGCAGCUCGUCUCAAUGGGCUUUAGAUCAUUUGUACAAAACUACUGUGAAUUUGAAACCGUAUGAUUAGUCUCAGCUUUUUACCGCUCAGGACUAUAGAAUUCAGAGAAUAAGGGGUGCUACCUUCGGGGUUUCUCUGAGAUUUUUAAGGUUCGGUGUGCUUUCGAGGCAUUGCUGCCGAACGCUAUAGCAUUCCCUCAGGAUCUUGUCGCGUCUGACUCCUCUGUCGGCCGUCAGGCAUUUGUCUUGGAUUCUAAAUUAAAGGUUUACAGAGAGGUCUUACGAAAGGAAGUCUAAUUUCCUACAUUAUGCACAGUCUAAAAUCCAGUACAGUUUUUGUGGUACUGAAAAUGCUCAUUACCCAGCAUACUGCACACGUUAAAUCCUUUCUUUGUAAGCAUUGUGCUGAAGUUUUCUUUCUGUAGAACCGUCGAUCAGAAAGGGAGGGGCAUUUUUUCUUUCGUAUAAAAUCGAUACAGCACAAUCGAAUGAACCAUGAAAGCAGCAAAAAUAAUAUUCCCUUUUCAGUGGCCUGUGUGAGGUCGAUUUUAAUAUCAAACUGGAAAAAAGUACACGUGUAUUUGCUAGCUUGCCAUGAGAAUCAAUUAGAGCCCCGUACAUCAAUUCAGAAUUUAAAAAAAAGAUUCUUAAUCUUGAAUUAGUUGUAAACUGUUUAAAAUUGACGCGAAAUACUGACAUAAAAAGCUUUGAAUUGUUUUCUAAGCAUUUUAAGACUUGGCCCAUUAUAAAAGGAAUAUUGUUUCUGCUGUUUGCCAGCUUAGCAAUGCUGCACCAUGGAUCUGUUAACAUUGGUGCCAUUUCAUUCAUUUGUUGUGCAUGCUCAGCACGCGUUGUAUCAUAGGGUUUUCUUCCGACAAGGAAAUGAAUGGCAGUGGGAAGCUGAGCGCCACGAUACUGUAAAUUGGACCUUUUGCCACAGUCUGGUACAAUGUCAGCCUCCAUGCAAAUGACAUAAAAAAAACCAGCAGUACCAGCAACCGCUCAAUCUGGAGUCAAAUGCCCCAGUGGAAGAUCAUUUUCCAUUCUUAAAGAAAUCUGCAGUAGUAGAUCUGAAAAAUAUCCUGUCUUGUUUAAAAAAUAUCAACAGAUUGUCAUUUGGUUAAUUGUUGUAGCAAACUGACCUUUUUUUGACAACUGAACAAUUCAAUUGUUCCAAUGCAAUAUUUGCAAGUUUGUCUCAGUAUUUUGAAGAUUACUGCUCAUAGGGCAAUAUGAUAAAAAGUAUCAAGCCUCAAGGAAGCAAUAUCAACAUUGAAGUGUAGUACCAUUGCAAUAAUUCCCAACUUUUCACCCAUUAUCAAAUUAAAUUCUUUCUUCAAAUUAUAACAAAUAAUUAACUACUCAAAGGGUGAAAAGUUGAGAUUUAUUGCAACAUCAUUCUGAUUCUAUGUACAAUGGCCAUCCAUCCAGUGGUCUCCAUGUAGCAGUGUCACAUUGUACCAGCAUGUGUGAGUCAAAAGGUUGCAUUGAACUGCAUUUUAUGUUAAUCGGUUAGAACUCUAUCCAAAGACCAGCGCAUCAUUCCUCAAACUGGCCUAAAAUGGGACCAUGCUCAUUAAUUUCAGGAAAAAAAAGCCUUUAUAUUGUGAAUUUUCUGAUGUGAUUUUAUUUUCAAUCCAAAAAUUUCUGAUACCAGCAAUUUUUAGUUAAUUAGUUGAUUCUGUGUGGAUUUUAAUUUAUUUUUGCAGGGUGUGCUUGUUUUAACUGCAUGCAUGUGUAUAAGUAUGUAUAAAAAUAUGGUCACACAUGUACAUGUGUACCAGUGUACGUAGGUAUAUUUAUACAUUAUAGAUUGACUGUUUAGACUUAUUUUAAAAAGAAAGAAAUUUGUGAUAGAUUAAAACUAGUACCUUUUUAACUAGCCUACAUGUGCUCCAUGGCCAAAAUUAUUCAAAGGUUCAGGGGAACUAUAUAGCCCGGAGGAUCAAAAGGUCACUCUGGGGGGUCCCUACUGCAAAAGAUAUAGGCUGCUAUCCUAAGUAGGGAAAAUAUUAAAGGUUGCCUCUCAAUUCUGAUAGAAGAGUUGGCUAUAUUAAGUGAUGCUAGGUUUAGGCAAAGCCUCUGUGUAAGAAAGAGCCUGUUUUAGACUGUUGCAGCAAAUGGCAUUAUUUCAAAACUUCCUCCCCCUUUUCCUCGCACAAUCUGUGGAAUUUAUUUUGAAUACCUACAACCUUUUGCAUUAGGUAAAUGCAUUGUGGAUGCAGCAGAAAUCUUCCAUGAUGACUUUGUUUGUUGUGAUUGCUACUUCAAAAGUCUGUCUGUUCAGAUUCUGCACUCAGACAUUCUCCAAGUAUAACAUUUCUGCAACAUGUCAGUUUGUGUGAAAGUUACACCAGUUGUUAGUUGUUAGAAUGUUCAGUGGAGAAAUAAAAAUAUUACCUAUGUAAUAGAUACUACAAACCUUGGGCAUGUGACUUGCACAAAUGCAAUGACCUCGCCUGAUUAAACUUUACUUUUUACAUUUGAUGGAUAAAAUUAAUUCAGUGUCAUCGUACGCAAUUUAGAUACUUAGUUGAUUUUGGACGAUUUUGUAUUAGCUGCCAGAGCAUCUCUGUAAGAAUUAAAACACAGAAAAGGGGUGUAUUUUAAGAUAGAUCCCAAAUAGCUUCACAAUUGACAGAUACAGAACUUUGUUUCACAAAUUGAAAAAGAUUUAGAAUAUGUGAUGAAUUCUAAUAUUUUUAUUCUGAAGGAUAGGUGGUAAUUUUAAUUUUUGGUAAUUGCUACAAAAGAGGGGAUAUGGGAUUGUUGCUGUUACGAACUACUCCUGAUUCUAGCUGAAACUAAAAUCAUGGAGGUGUGGCUAACUGAUAUCAUCUCAUUUACACUAUUGCUAAAAGAUUGGCCCCCACCCCAUUUACUUUCAGAGAACUACCAAACCUAAAUGGCCUCUUUCUGUGCUGAAAAUUCAAGAUUUCUAAACACCAGAUGUGAUCCAGAUUUGCCUCAAAUUACCCCUGAUUAGAAGGUAGGUUUAUGAACAGUCCCUUAGCUUAGCAAAUGGGAAUAUUGAAUCCCAUUUAAAAUAACUUAUAAUUAUAAAGCUCAUGUGUAGACCAGUUGAAAUAGAUGCUAUUGAAAGAAGUGAUAUGUACAAAAACGUGGUAAAAUAUAAGUGAAAUGCCACGAAAAAUACUAGAAAUGCUGUCAUGAUUAACAAAUAUCUUUGGAAAAUAAUAGAAGUUCAAGUUUUAGUUGUGGUUUAUUCUUGGUAUGAUUGCUCCAUGUGGGUUGUAUUGCAAAAUAUUUACAUUUGUUACUCUUAGAAACUUUUAACAUGAGACUGUGUGUGAUAUCUGCAAUGGCAGACAUUGCCAAUGAUCCCCAUGGACUCUUGAAUGCUAUGGUGCAACUAUGUUGGCUUCUUUUUCUGACACAGUGACGUAAUUGUAGACAGAGGCAUUCUGUUGCUAGCUCUUCCUGUACUAGAGACAUUAGGCUGAAACUGUGAAGAAUAUGUUUUUUGACAAGAUGUUCUUGCCCAUAAGAGGCACUGAGAACACAAUGAUUCUUUACGUGUGUAGGCACAUCCCACAAAAUAAAAACCUCAUUUUCUGUUUAGUAGCUGAAGGAUGUUUUAAUGCUGCAGUACUGGCUCUAUCGCCACUGAUGGCCAGUUUUUGGUCUUAAGGAAGCCUAUGUCACCCCAAAUGCCUAAAAUUAUAAGGAAUGUGCAUGGAUUUAGUGGGUUUUGCAAAAGAAAGUCACUAAAAGGCUUUAUUGUUCUGUAUUUAUUAAAAACCUGAGUGCCAGUACAAUGCCAUUUUUUUUCUGUCUGCCAUCACAGGGUUCAAAUUUAGCUGCCUGUUUUAAGUGGCACAAAUUUAUGCCAAACUGCAUUGUGCGAGCAAAUGUAAACUAAAUUCAAUGAAACUGUCAAUCAGUCACCAUGGAGACUGGACCAAAUAGGUGAUACCACUGAUAUUACUGAAGGUAAGGAUCUUGAUUCCAAAAAUACCAUUUCAAUAUCAGUAGUCAGAUAUAAUCUUCCUAUUGACGAAUACUGGUGUGUCAAAGCUUAUUGUCGCUCAUACCGCAUUGAGUUUGGCAAUAAUACAGACGGAAUGAGUUUAUUCAUUCAAUUAGACUCGAUAAAUUUAGAAAAUGAUGUGAUUGGAUUAGAAUUUUCAAUAACACAGGUAACCUGUGUCACAUCCUAUUUCACUGUGCCUGUGACAAGAGCGAAAUUUCUCAGUUGAUUGUUAUCUGUAACAGACUCAAAAUUGCAAAUAUAUAAUGGAAUACAGUCUCUUGACCCAGUUAGGACUUUGGUGAAGGGCCAUUGCUACCUACUAAGAAUCAUGUUAUAGAUUUUUCUAAUCCACCUGUUCAGACAGGCAGGUUAAUUUUGCACCUCUGCAGCAGGUGGAAUUUGAACCCUGAUCUUUUGGCCCAGAGCUCGGGGCAUCAGCUCCACCACCAGAGUCCUGCUUAGAACCAUUGCCUAAAUUCCAGGACUGUUCAUCUCCGUCUGAUCUUAUAGCCUCCCUGGAUUGGUUCCUUUUGUUUUCAGCUCUGGUAAAGUAUCUUGACAGCUGUUGUGUCAAGCACCGAUGCUCCUUUAUAAAAUGCUACCUCAAAUCAGAAAUUGGAAUGGGCAUUAAUGUGAAGUGGUUGGUUCUUUGAGCCAUCUGUUUGGGUCAGUAAAAUAUUUCUCUGAAGUUGGCCAUAUGGUAAAUGAACAUUGUGCUGAUAUUUUAAUAGGAUAAUUUCCAAGCUAAACUUAUUCAAAUUUACUUACAUUAUGAAAUCAUGAUAAAUUUGCUGUCGACCAGUGUUUCAAAUAAUACUAAAUGUGUUGUAUAAAGCAGAAGGAACCUUUGUCACGUUGCCUUUUCUGAUAAAUAUACAAGUAGAUGAGCCAGUGGUAUUAAUGAAGGGCCGUGUCAAAGAUCUUCUACCUAUUUACCACUAAUGAGGAAAGUAUCCAGAUACAGAUGACAUGAUGGAAAGGCCUAAGUGACUUAUAAAAUUAAUCAUUUUCACUCACAGCCAAAUUGACAAUAGUAUUUGCAAUUCUGUGAAUUGACUCAGUAGAUAACGUCUCGGUAACAGUGUAGUUUCUGCAAAUUGCCCCAGUUUACCAGUGGCAUUGUUCUACAUCCUGGUAUCAAGGCCACUGCAAUUUUGCGCAUAAUGGCUAUGUUUGAAGGUUCAAGUUAUUUUUUACCAAUGUUGAAAGAAUAAUGUUCGAUGUAGUGACUUUGGCCAUAUUUGUACUGGGGUGCCUAAUCCAAGUGAAGGGUAAUUUUGACAUGAGGCUGCAUAAGACAGGUAGUAACUUGAGCAAGGUGACCUGAACAGACAAGUUAAUUUAGCUGCUUCUUUGUCUCAUGAAGCAGCACCAAUCCCAUAAAGUUCAACCAGUAAAACACCCAGCCUUUUUUGUGGCUGGCACUUGUAGUUAAUGUGCCUUACUGGCAAAAGAAGGAGGCUUCCAACCCUUGGCAUUCAUUAUCCAUAAUGUUGACGACAAGAUUUUAUAUGUUUACAGGGUCCAUCAUGAUCCUAAAGCAGGUGACACAUUUUAAGAUAAACCAAAAUAAUCAGGGCACGUUCCAACAUGGCAAUAAGACAUGCAAAAUAUUUUCACUAGAUAUCUGUCGUCACAGAUUGCCUCAUUAUAGAUACUUACCUAGAAGACACAAGCCUCCUAUUUUUGUCAAUAAGCUUUAUUUGUGUGCAUUUAUGGGUUGCUUACUGUUAAAUUCAAACCCUGCAAUAGACUGUUAAACCUCUUCUCAGCUCAGAACUUAAACACAACAGACCUCAGACUGUUUUCUAGACUUUCUAUUUUCAUUAAUAAUUUUCUACAGUAAUGUGUAGCAGUACAUAGAAAAACUAUUGGAGUUUUGCUCCGUUCCUCUGUCUUAUACUGAGAAUGUAACAUUCCUGAUCUACUUGUCAAAAUAAGGAUGCAAUCGUUAUAAAAAAAUCUGUAUUUAAUACAUUGUGGUGUGUAACUGAUUAUUAUCAUCAUUUUGAACAUUACUAAAUUUCUAAUUCCUUGUGUUUUCUCGUUCAGGGAAUUCUAGGCAAAGGAGAAAUGUUCAUUGCCCAAAAAAUGGAUGGCAACAUCAAAGGGGCCAGUCCCCAUUAAGCCAUCAGAAAUAGCUCAGAUAAUUUUACAUCCAAAUUGUACAAUGGAUGUGGUGGCUAAUAUGAUAAUCUAUUUAGCUGCUAGAUAUUUGUAGCUAUCUUGGGCAGUUGAAAUAUUAAAAAGACUUUCCUUUAUUUUGCUGCAUUGAUUUGUCACAAUUUUUAAUGUUGCGAUGAUGUCAAUAUUUUGGAUGUCAUGGUAUCAUGAUAUAUUGGGAUGUGUAAACCCAUAAUAACUUUGAAAACUUUAUUUUGUCUUUAUUAUGAUGGUUACAAACCAUGAUGGUUGGAAGAUGGGUCUGAUGAAACCCUGAAAAUAUGAGAGAUUAAAUACAGAAUGAAUGGUGAUCUGACACAGUAUUACAACAGCUAACACUUUGCUUACCAUCAAGACAAUUCACAAUAAUUGUCCUCCAAAAUUGUUAGACAGUGAACACAAUCAGUGCAUUUUUACAGUAAGGUCUGCCUAGUCAACAUGUAUUGUGGUAGGCAUUUUUGACAAGCAGUACAGAUACUAGAUGGGCCAGCAUCCCAGCCAUUUUGACAUAUUCUGUUAAAUCCCAACCAUUUUAAGAUGCUCAGUGAACUGUAAGUGAAAAGUGUGACAUGCAGCUUGACUGAAUCCUUCACAACAGAUUGUGAGCAUGCAAAUUAAGUAAUGAUUUAUUAACACUGUCAAAAGAAUUAUUUCCAUUGAAACUGUAAGAUGUUAGAAAUAUUCUUCCUCCUCGUUUUCUGUCCCUGUUUGGUAUUUCUGCAUCGUAUGCCGUUCUUAUGGUAGUCAAUGCUAAUGGAUUAAUUUCUCCAUGAAUUUAUUCAAUGCUCCUGGAUAGUUAGAGAACAGAAGGUGUAACUGAAGUGAAGUGAGACAACUGGAAGUCUUUUUCCACUGGAGAAAGAGAAAGCAAAAAGAAAAUCCUGAUGCUCAAAUUCUGAUCAAUUGUCUAAAUUUUUAACCAGCCAAGGAACUAAAUGAUUCAUCUAAAUUAUGAGAUUCUUGAGACUUCUAAUGAAAACAAAUCACUUUAAAAUUUCUGAGCGAUAUAGUUAUUAUACAGUUUUUUUCUGAACACUUGAGAAACAAGUGAAAUAAAAACUUUGUGUGAAGGUCUUGAAGUCCCAGCUCCUUGUUUACUGCAAUAGUUUUUUUUAAGAUUCUGACUUAUAAAUGUUAUCUCCUCCUCUCCUGAGGGCAUGGAUUUCAUGCUGUGGUAGAGCUCCAUGUGCACCAGUGUUCUCAGUGUAUUGCUUUGUGAUGGUUAAUUGUGGAGAUGGCCAUCUUUUGUGGCUGAGUGUUGGAGGUGAAGGAUGGUAAUUUAUUCAUAUUUCAGGGUCUCAAACCCUCACUUGUCCUUGGUUAGAGUUAGUUCAUUGGGAAUACAGGCUGUUUUUCUUUGCCGUCAAAAAUUGGGGGUGGGGAACCAUGACUGAUCAGAUAACUUGGUCGAUGGAAAAUUUUGCUGAAUUGUCAGAGAUCAUGCUUUUAGUUUAUUCUAGAUCAUUGAGUUUUUUUUAUCCUGUCUUAUUGGCUGUAUUUUCUAAACCAUAUCAUUACAGAGCAGAGCAUUAAUUUUACAAACUAUCUAAAGUAGUUUAUAUAGAUAGAAUAUUGAACAAUAACUGCAAGAGAACUGCUGUUGGUCAUUAUCAUUUAGUUCCGUCAUCCUUCUUUUUGCAAGCAGAUCAAUUUUCAAACAUCACAGCCUCAUCAAGUGAACCAAGUGGUGUAAGACAAAGAACGCAUUGAGAAGUGAGACUGAAAUUAAACAGUGAAAACAAUUUUUUUAACUAAAUUAUAAAUAAAGUCAGAACUGCUAAGCCACUUAUUGGAAGGUCAAAAGAUAAAGGUUACAGAUCUGUCAGUGGAUGAGAGAUUAGCCAGUGAAUUCUUAACACAAUCAUGUGAAAUUCUUUGCUUUUUUUAAAUAAAAGCCAUUAGCUUCCAUUGGAAUAAUGGACAAAUCAAUACACUGCAGAAACGUUAAAUGUUCCUCUCUAAUAUUGGAAACAUUUGUGUUUACCACUUUAGGAUACAAGCCACAAAUUAGUUCUAGCAUUCUAAUAGAUUGCUCCAUAGUACAAAGGUCCAUGGUAUAAGUUUAAAUUGUCAGGCCAUAGGAUAUUGUCCUAUUCCACACUAUUAGACCAUGUCCAUAAAUAGUGAUAGUAUAACUCAUCAUGGGAAGAAAGGUAGGCAAAAUUCUCAAAUACUUGCAUAGUCUCCAAUUAAAACAUGGCAUUUAUAUAUCUGCUUUUUAUUAACAGCCAUGACCUGGAUCUAAUGCUCCUCCACGAGCAAGUAUCUUUUAAUCACUAAAAUUUGAUAAAACAAUAUCCAGAAAUUCUCCAUAUUACAUAAAGGCACUUAGUGGCAAGAUGAUGUAAGCCAUGUUUUAUCUAUGAUUUGAAAAUGGUUCCAUCCCAAUACAUCAAUGUAACACAACUGGAAUAGUAUUCUGCAAUGGUGCAUCAUUCUCAACUACUAACUACAUUUUUAAGAUCCUUUCUGAUAUAGUUUUGAUUUUAGGGAAUAGGAGUUAAUACUUCAAAAUGACACAGAUGGAUCUGCCUGACAUUGAAAUGUUUGUAUAAAAGAUUUUUAUGUGUACAGUGUAGACGUCCUUGUAUGUUUAGAGGGAAAGUGUUGGUGUACUGAGUUAUAUUGAUGUGUUCAUAAUUUAUUUUGUGCCAUAAUAGAUUUUUAAAAAAUUUGUAGCAGAUAUACGAUUGAACUGUUAUUGAAUUU
This is a messenger RNA of Stegostoma tigrinum, 11194 nucleotides long. Its product is annotated as transcription factor SOX-11-like. The record is from RefSeq and is a predicted model, not a curated record. Lineage: Eukaryota; Metazoa; Chordata; Chondrichthyes; Orectolobiformes; Stegostomatidae. Gene Ontology annotation, biological process: cell differentiation; positive regulation of transcription by RNA polymerase II; negative regulation of transcription by RNA polymerase II. Bases 123 to 1154 code for a protein of 343 amino acids. The transcript has a single exon. Gene Ontology annotation, molecular function: DNA-binding transcription factor activity, RNA polymerase II-specific; RNA polymerase II cis-regulatory region sequence-specific DNA binding.